AUGGGUUCCAGGAGCGAUUCAGAAGAGCAGUUCACGAUGGAUACCGAUUACUCUCCACCAAACACUCUGGACAUCGCGAGUUUAGCUACCUUAGCUGCUCUUGAUGCAGCUGAACAGAUCGCUGAUCAAAGGGCUGAUACUGCUAUUGCUUCCGGUGGAAAGAAGAAAGGAAGCAAAAGAAGAAUUAUCAGUCUAAACGAUAAUAGUGAUGAUUCUGAUGUUGAAAUCACUCCACAGAUCCAAACAAGUCAGCCUCGCAGGAAGAGCACUUUUGGAACAGCCACAAGGAAACCCAUGACGCAAUCCACUAUAGACGGUGGUAUUGGCUCCUCCUCACAGGCGUGUAGAAAGGAAAAAUAUGUACCAAAGAAAGCUGUGAUUCGUGGAGGUAUAAGGAAGCCACUGUCUCGGUCACAAAAGGGCAAGGGAAAGGUAUCGGCUACCCAGUCGCAAAAGAAGAAGGCAGUGUCACAGAGGAAGACGAUUGAGGAGUUACCAGAACUUGGCGAUGAAUUGUUUGAAGAAGAGUUGGAUGAGGAUGAGAUUGGUGAAGAAGAAAGGGAAGAAAGGCAGAGAUCAGAUGUGUGGCGAGAUUUCAAGGUGGUUCAUAAGCCCAAUGGAACUAUGAAAGCUGCAUGCAACCAUUGCAGGAAUCAGUAUGCAUGGCAUUCACACUCGCAUGGAACCAGUGGGUUGAGAAGGCAUCGUCUGAGGUGUAAAAUGUUUCCUAGGAGUGGAGGAACCCAGCAACAACUCAAUCUCGAGGGGAAAGUGGUAUCUCGCAAGUAUGAUCAUACUGUGUUCCGACAAUUGGUAGCUAAGACAAUCGUUCAGCAUGAUCUGCCAUACUCCUACGUCGAGUAUGAAAGAGUGAGAGAGACAUGGAAGUAUUUGAAUGUAGAUGUCAAAACCAUUUCUCGAAACACGGCGAGAAAAGAUGUCUACAAGUUGUAUGAAAGUGAGAGAGACAUACUGAAGAGAGAAUUGGCGACUCUCCCUGGACGUGUCUCAUUCACGUCUGACUUGUGGACAUCGGUGAAGCGGGAAGGAUACAUGUGUGUGACAGCACAUUACAUUGAUCGGAAUUGGAAGUUGAAUAGCAAGAUUCUGACGUUUUGUGCUCUGCCACCUCCACAUAAUGGUAUGAAUGUUGCAGUUCAGCUCCUUGAAACAUUGAAAGAAUGGGGAAUUGAUAAAAAGGUGUUCUCAGUGACACUAGAUAAUGCUACAAGUAAUGAUUCGAUGCAAGAUAUUGUGAAAUCACAGCUCAAUUUGUCUGAUGAUUUACUUUGUGGAGGCGAGUUCUUCCAUGUCAGAUGUGCAGCUCACAUACUUAAUCUCAUAGUGCAAGAUGGGUUAAAGGUUAUAGGAGGCGCUUUGCACAAAGUAAGAGAGAGUGUUAAGUAUGUUUUAGGAUCGCCAACGCGAGAAACACUGUUCCAGAGAUGUGUGGAUGCUACGGGUCCAGUAGACGAUGGGUGGCUCAUCUUGGACGUGUCGACGAGAUGGAACUCUACUUUCUACAUGCUUGAGCGAGCCAUCAAGUACCGUAAAGCAUUUGUUCAGUUGGAGAUAUUUGAUAAGAAGAAUUUUAAGACAGCGCCCACUGCUGAGGAAUGGGAUAGAGCAGCCAAUAUCUCCGAGUUUUUGGCACCUUUUGCUGAGAUCACAUCGCUGAUGUCGGGAUCAAAUUACCCGACUGCAAACUUGUACUUUUAUCAAGUUUGGCUGAUCCAUAAUUGGCUUCAGAAAAAUGAGGACAGCGAAGAUGAUGCUGUCAGAUACAUGGUGCCACCAAUGAAAGAGAAGUUUGACAAAUAUUGGGAUGAAGUUAGUUGUCUUUUUGCUAUGGCAGCAGUCUUCGAUCCACGGUUUAAGCUUUCGAUUGUCCAAUGUUGUUUAGGGAAGCUCGACAUGAGUACACGUGAUGCAAAGUUGAAGAACUUGCGAGAGAAGCUUAACAAUCUGUUUCAGACCUACAACAAAAAGUCCAAGAAUAACUCACCUUCCACUGAGCCUCGUCAGUCUGUUCAAAAAAAAGCCACUAAGGCAGUGUCUAGCCGAAUGUUUGGGAACUACACGGACUUCUUUGCAUUUCGCAAAGAGAGUGGCAUUGUGAGUGGAAAGACACCUCUAGAAGCCUAUCUUGAAGAACCAGCUUUGGACUUUACUAGUUUCCAGAGCUUGAACAUACUUGAUUGGUGGAAAGAUAAUGCGCAUCGGUUUGGUGAUUUGGCUGCAAUGGCAUGUGAUCUGCUAAGUGUUCCAAUUACGACAGUGGCUUCGGAGUCCUCCUUUAGCAUUGGAUCGCGAGUUCUGAAUAAAUACAGGAGUCGGCUACUCCCCAAGAAUGUGCAAGCUCUAAUAUGCACUAGGAAUUGGAUCAAGGGAUAUGAAUCUUAUGCACAUGAUGAAGAAAUCGAUGAAGAUGGUGAUGGUGAUGGUGAUGGUGAUGGUGAUGGUGAUGGUGAUGGCGAUGGCGAUGGUGAUGGUGGUGGUGGUGGUGGUGUACAAAGGAGCAUUUUGACUCGUCAUGAAGCAGUCAUGGAGCAGCUAGCAGCAUCAAGAACCAAAAGAGUGCAUUUUGCUUAA
Raphanus sativus (radish) is the source of this 2592-nucleotide messenger RNA. Its product is annotated as zinc finger BED domain-containing protein RICESLEEPER 2-like. NCBI's taxonomy places the organism in Eukaryota, Viridiplantae, Streptophyta, Magnoliopsida, Brassicales, Brassicaceae. Bases 1 to 2592 code for a protein of 863 amino acids. The transcript is spliced from 4 exons. The record is from RefSeq and is a predicted model, not a curated record. Gene Ontology annotation, molecular function: protein dimerization activity; DNA binding.